UUGAGGUCGUGCAGCUAUCGGCCUACAUUUGACACCGUCUUUAAAUGGCCACAUCAGCAGACAGAUAAUCAGUGAGAUAAAGAACAGCAUCUUCCAUGCCAGCUCAAGGAGGGGUGGGUGUGUAUAAAUUGAGGUCUUUGGGGAAUCACAAUCUCACGGUCUGCUGUAGCGCUUCAUCAUCAGCUGCCUUCAACCCGACGAGCCUGCAGCCAUGUCCUUUAAUGGAACCUGGAAGGUCGACCGCAGUGAGAACUAUGUCAAGUUCAUGGAGCAAAUGGGUGUUAAUCUUGUGAAACGCAAGGUGGCAGAGCACGACAACCUGAAGAUCACCAUCGAGCAGAACGGGGACAAGUUUCACGUCAAAGAGUCCAGCACUAUACGCACCAAAGAGGUUGACUUCACUCUGGGCGUUCCGUUCGACUACACCCUGGCUGAUGGCACUGAAGUCUCAGGUGCAUGGGAGAUGGAGGGGGACAUGAUGAAAGGCAAAUUCACCAGGAAAGACAACAACAAGCUCCUGACCACUACUAGAACUCUGGUGGGCGGAGAGCUCGUGCAGAGCUACAACUAUGACGGGGUGGAUGCCAAGAGGAUUUUCAAGAAGCAGUAACCUGGAUAUUGAAGUUCAAAUUUUAUUUUAUAUAAAUCACACAGCCCAGUGAACUGUAUCUGAAGUUAUUGUUGGCAUUUAGCUUAUUUUACAAGAAAAAUUAUGGUCACCAUGUUCACGAAACACUGAAAUGGUCACACAGCUCAGUUAAAUUUGCAUCCCUUUUCCUAUGAAAGGAGAAAACAAACACUAAACAGCAUCCUGGCAGUGGAUGUCUGUCUGUAGCAGUAGCUAAACAUUCAAAUGGGUUUAGUUUUAUUUGUCUUGGAGGUGUUCGGGAUAAUCCGCACAUCAUAGUGUCAACAAAUUUCACAGGACUCAUUCAUUGGUAUGGUGUAGGUUAUCCACAGUAAUGGCUGUUUUCAAGAAAAGCUCCACAGCAACAUGAAAUACAUGAAAUGCUAUUGUGUGUGUUCAAACAGGGAAAAAAAUCAAAUUGCACUAUUGGUUCCCAAGUAUCAGAUAUUCUUCUACAAUAAAACAUGUUUAUUAUGUCUCUUGA
Molecule: messenger RNA, 1112 nt
Organism: Pelmatolapia mariae (spotted tilapia)
Lineage: Eukaryota; Metazoa; Chordata; Actinopteri; Cichliformes; Cichlidae
Product: fatty acid-binding protein, intestinal-like
Exons: 4
Coding region: 212-610 (132 amino acids)
Biological process (GO): fatty acid transport
Cellular component (GO): nucleus; cytosol
Molecular function (GO): long-chain fatty acid binding
Source: RefSeq, a predicted model, not a curated record